UCUGCAGCCCUGUGAGUGCGCACAGCUCCGCGGGAUGACAGUCUCCCGCCGCCGCCGCGGGCUGUGAAGCAAGCGGCGUCCCUACGGCUGUUUCCCCAUAGCCCGAUUGGCCGAUGGUCCCGAUGUAGAACGCACGACGUGGAGAAAAAAAUAUGGGGGAUUGGCUGCUUGUGUCGGGGGGCCGGGGGCGGAGCCUGCAGUGAGGCCACACCCCGGCGGCAACAUGUACAGGAGGAACGGGCUGGCGGGCACCGUCAGGAUCACAUCAGCCACCCCCGAGGGCAGCAGCAGCUCUGAGUCGCUGGAUGGUCAGUGCUCGGAUUACGCCAUGAAGAGCUACGACGCGGUGGUGUUUGAUGUGCUCAAAGUCACGCCCGAGGAGUUCGCUAGCCAGAUUACGUUAAUGGACGUCCCAGUGUUUAAAGUCAUUCAGCCAGAGGAGCUAUCCAGCUGCGGGUGGAAUAAAAAGGACAAACAUAUCCUGGCGCCAAAUGUGGUUGCAUUUACAAGGAGAUUUAAUCAGGUCAGUUUCUGGGUGGUACGUGAAAUACUGACAGCGCACACACUGAAGAUAAGAGCCGAAAUUCUGAGCCACUUUAUAAAACUAGCGAAGAAGUUGCUGGAGCUGAACAACCUGCACUCCCUCAUGGCUGUGGUCUCGGGCCUGCAGAGUGCACCCAUCUUCCGGCUGACCAAGACCUGGGCGCUGGUGAGUCGCAAGGACAAGGCUACUUUUGAGAAGCUGAACUACUUGGUCAGUAAAGAGGAGAACUACAGCCGGCUGCGAGAGUACAUCGCCAGCCUCCGCAUGGUCCCCUGCAUCCCCUACCUGGGUUUGGUGUUCAACAAACUUAUCAGCAAAGCGAGUCGCGUUUCGGGGGCAAAGAUUCCUUCCAUCCGGCAUCGGCCGUUGGCUGGCCAGCGCGGUGAACAGUGA
Callorhinchus milii (elephant shark) is the source of this 937-nucleotide messenger RNA. Its product is annotated as ras-specific guanine nucleotide-releasing factor RalGPS1-like. The record is from RefSeq and is a predicted model, not a curated record. Gene Ontology annotation, molecular function: guanyl-nucleotide exchange factor activity. Gene Ontology annotation, biological process: positive regulation of GTPase activity; Ras protein signal transduction. The transcript is spliced from 10 exons. NCBI's taxonomy places the organism in Eukaryota, Metazoa, Chordata, Chondrichthyes, Chimaeriformes, Callorhinchidae. Gene Ontology annotation, cellular component: plasma membrane. The coding region runs from base 224 to 937 and encodes 237 amino acids.